This is a messenger RNA of Cantharellus anzutake, 1131 nucleotides long. RefSeq lists its product as uncharacterized. The record is from RefSeq and is a predicted model, not a curated record. Lineage: Eukaryota; Fungi; Basidiomycota; Agaricomycetes; Cantharellales; Hydnaceae. The transcript is spliced from 3 exons. Bases 160 to 1131 code for a protein of 323 amino acids.
GAGAAAAGAACUAUUUACUGUUGAUGCGUUGCGAUCUGCUGAGUCAUGGGUGGCUGAGAACCAGAGAAUGGUACAUGCCAUUGAGAGCCGGUGCUCUAGAAUGGUUGACCUGUUGCUUGCUAUCCCUUAGGCUGCCACCAUCCGAGAAUUAGAGUCCCGAUGAUCGCUACCUUGCCAUGCACUCUGUCCGUAUCUAAUACCUUUACGUUAAAGGAAAUGUGUCAAGAACUGGACAGUCUCAGAACGGCUGUGCCAGGCUCUGGGGGUGUCGACCUACCCCAGAUGCUGGACGAUAUCGCUCAACUUCGAAGACAGUCAUCUGAUGCUCAGACUUUCGUCAAAUCUCUUUUCGACACCGAUGGAAAUUACCGCUUCAAAUUGCGUGACGUUCGACAACUCUUGAAAGAAGCGCAGGAUGAGAUUGAAGUCCUGAGCCAAGAUAACAAUAAUAAUACGUCAAAACCCAAAUGUUACACAUUAAUAAACUGCAUCGAUAACUUCCUCGAAGAAACUGAGGUGUUGAAGGUGGUUCGAGAUACAUUGGAAACUGCAACUGGAGAACUCGUGGAACAGAAGGAACGCACCAAUCAGCUCGAGGCUCUGAAUGCACGCAACCCUGAGAAUAUUCAAGCUCUGUCGGAGAACUUUCAUUCUGAUCUCAAGGCUCAUAAUGCUUCCCUAGCAUCAGACCUGACGUUCCUUAACGCAAGGGAGUCCGAAACAAACUCGAUUAUUCGCUCGAUAGUUGUUGCAAAAGACGAGAUUCGAGAGAAGCUAGCGGAACGCAACCCAGCCAUCUGUCAUAUCCAUACAAUCCCGACCUCCGCUCCGGGCUCCCAGAACUCCGAACUCCGACUUCUGGAGCCCUACUUCCCUUCCGUCACCUUCUCCUUGCCGACUCCCAAGAGGUUAUCCCACCUCCGGCUCGGACACCACCUUCAGUCCGACUCCGGAACAUUCCGGGUCCGACCCCAACCUCGACACCUUCCAGACAAGUACGCAACACCUAUGCUCCCGACUCCGGACCUCCGCUCUGGAAUCCCGUUUGCAUCUCUGUCUCCGGAACCUCCGGUCUUAGCUCCGACCUCAGACUUUGACCCCACCUCCGCUUAUACCCAUUGUAUUGGUUAG